Molecule: messenger RNA, 4232 nt
Organism: Gryllus bimaculatus (two-spotted cricket)
Lineage: Eukaryota; Metazoa; Arthropoda; Insecta; Orthoptera; Gryllidae
Source: the annotation of a GenBank genome assembly
AUGACGCGCAGCUUGCGGUGGCGCAUGACGCUCACGAUGACCAGCAGGUUGCCGAAGAGCGCGGCCACGAUGAUGAAGCCCAUGGCGCACGACUUGAGCACCACGACGAGCACGAGCUCCCAGGCGGCGGCGCUGGCGGCGGCGGCGGCGUCGCCCGGGGAGGCGAAGAAUAAAAUAAAAAAGUCAUCAUAUGAGAUCGACUACUCUGUAGAUAUUCCAGUGCCCAAGUCUGAAGUGACACAUGUAGCCAAGCCGCUCCUAUGGAGGGAAGGAGAGAAAGAGGAAAAGAGAGAUGAUGGGAGAAAGAGAAAUAGUGAAAGCCAGCGAAAGAGAAAGAUUGUGGAGUCAGCGAAACGUUUACAUGGCGUAGUGUUGGAGACUGAUUGUGGUUGGACGAUCCUGUUUUUGGUGUACACUCCUGAUGUACGCAAGUCGACUCAUUGAAAUUUUAAACAACGCGCGAUGUCGUCUCAAAUGAGGCAGGUGAUGCGCAGAACCGCCUUACUUGUGACUGGACGCGCAGCCUGGGUUACCGCCCACCAAGGCAAAAUUGUUGAAGGUGAUAUGAAGGGUGCCAGCGACUGGCAGACCUGCACUGCGUGCAAGCAGUCACAGAGGGGGCUGGCUACUGGUGCUACUGCGCGUGCUGCUGUAGAAACUAAUAUAAAUUCGAAGUCUAAAAUGGCAUCGCGUUUUGGUGUAGUUCAACAAGGCCCACCGAUUGAAGUUUUUGCAUUAAACAAAGCUUUUCUGGAUGACACUUUCGAGAAUAAAGUGAAUCUUGGUGUUGGAGCUUACAGAACUGAGGAAGGAAAACCAUGGGUUUUACCAGUGGUCCGGCAAGUUGAGAGAGAUAUGGCAGCUAAUGAGACAUUGAAUCAUGAAUAUUUACCUGUGUUGGGAUUGGAUUCUUUCAGUGCAGCUGCUACAAAAAUGCUUCUUGGUUCCAAUGUGGCCAUAGAUGAAGGAAGAGCAUUUGGAAUCCAGACUCUCAGUGGUACAGGAGCCCUUAGAGUAGGAGCAGAAUUCCUUGCAAGACAGCUGGGCUAUAAGACAUUUUAUUUCUCACAGCCUACAUGGGAAAAUCACCGUUUGUUAUUUCUUAAUGCUGGCUUUAAUGAUCCCCGAGAAUAUCGCUAUUGGGAUCAAAAUAAGCGUGGCCUUGACUUUGAUGGUAUGAUUGCUGAUUUGAAAAAUGCACCAGAGAAUUCAGUUAUCAUCCUUCAUGCAUGUGCCCACAACCCCACUGGAAGCGAUCCAACCCAGGAGCAGUGGAAAGAAAUAGCUAAUGUUAUGAAGGAAAAGAAGCUGUUUCCAUUUUUAGAUUGUGCAUAUCAAGGCUUUGCAUCUGGUGAUCUAGAAAAAGAUGCUUGGGCAUCUCGUUUCUUCGUUGAGCAAGGAUUUGAACUUUUUGUUGCUCAAUCAUUUGCCAAGAAUUUUGGACUGUAUAAUGAACGUGUGGGAAAUUUGACAGUUGUAAUGUCCAGUAAAGAGGCUAUUGCUCCUGUAAAGUCCCAACUUACUCUGUUGGUUCGAGGCAUGUACUCCAAUCCUCCUAAUCAUGGUGGAAGAAUUGUUUCCACUGUGCUGAAUGACCCGAAACUCUUUGAAGAAUGGAAAACUUGUAUAAAAACUAUGGCAGAUCGAAUUCUGUUAAUGAGAGAUAGUCUGAGAAAUAAACUUCUGGAACUGAAAACUCCUGGAACUUGGGAUCACAUAACUCAGCAAAUAGGAAUGUUUUCAUAUACUGGAUUGACAACAAAGCAAGUGGAACAUCUUGUAAAUGUGUAUCACAUUUACCUUUUAAAGAGUGGCCGAAUAAAUAUGUGUGGUCUUACCACCAAGAAUGUGGAAUAUGUUGCAAAGGCCAUUCAUGAUGCUGUUACAAAAUUUCCUUAAGAAUACUUGAGUGACACUCUCAAUGUAGAAGAGAAUAGAUAGUGAUUGCAUCUACAUAAAAAGAAUUGUGGCAUUCUGCUUACAUUGUGUUCUCAAAUAGUUUCUCAAUUAAGAAAAAUUAAAAAAAUUGUCUCAAAUAACAGGAGAAAAACAUGAAUUUUGAGAGGACAAGAAUAUUUUUAUAAUGUUUAUAAAAAUUCAGUUCUUUGAUCAGCCAACUAGAAAGUGAAACAUUAUGCACUGAGACUGGAACUGAUUUUUAGUUAUGUACCAAACUCCGUAUUUGCUUUAACAUUGUGUAAAGGUAGGACAAGUUCAUUCACUAAAAAAUUAUUAUUCUGUGUUUUCAGUUUGAGAUAAAAGUAAAUUUUGGAGAGUUUUUCAAAAACAAAUAAUGUGUAUGUGAAAAGUAAUAUCUUUGUUGCAAAACAUAAUGCCAAACAUAAUUAUUAAAUGAGUUGUAGAGUUCUUGUAUAAGGUCCAUUGCAACGAAUGUUUAACAGAACUGCAUACACAAUGAAAAAAUACUGAUUAUAUUUCUCCAACAAUUUUAAGGUAUUCUGUGAUAGUUUUGUAGAUGUGUAAAUAUAUCUCAUGGUGAACUUUUGCCAAUGUUUUCGUGAUAUCAUUAGAUACUUUGUAGCACAGCAAUUUACCAGAUGUGCUGCAAAAUACCAUUAUUUAAUGUAUUAUUUGAAAUGAAUAUAUGUUCAUGCCAGUAUGACUGGAGAAUUCAGUUUCCUGUAAAUAGAUCAGUAAGGGCUUCAUUCUACUGGAAAGAAAGUUUUCAACCAAAUAACUUUGCUCUUCAUAAUGAAAGAUACAUAUAUUUCUACAAAUAAUAUUGCAAGGUUUCUACCUAUCAGUAUUUACAAUUUUUCCCCAUUACAUGGUAUUCUGCCUUAUUUUUUAAAAAUUGUUUUACAUAUUUCAAACUGCACAAAGGACAAAGGAAUGCAAAGAAUGUUGUGUUUUUUUUUCAUGACAAAGGUUUGUGAAGUAGCUCAAAUAAAGUUCCUUAAAUAUAAUCUACUGCAAUGCGAGGGCUCAAAUAAUUGCUAAAGUUGCUACAUAUCUGUUAAAGAAUAAUGUAUUGAACACUGCCAUGAAAAAAUUAAUAUAAUUGUUCGUACUACACCUACCUGUUAAUGACUAGUAAGGUGGAUGGAUGGUGGAUAUUAAAGGAAUAUUAUGUGAUAAAUGAUGCUUAUAUUCAUGUUUUUCUUUAAACAUUUUUUUGAAUGUUUAUACAUUACUGGUUUUGUAUUUAAUUAAAAAAUAUCAAUGAUUCAUUGCUAAAAAUCCUUGACUGAUCAUUUUAUCAACAUACUUCAAAUGUAACUCAGGGUAGACUGGGGCCAGAAAUAACACUUUUUCUUGUACAUCAGUAUUUUUCAACUCGUUUGCAUUAGAGGAACUACCAAAGAAAAAGUUUCAUUAGUAAUCUGGUCAAUUUAAUUCUGUUCUUUACUAUUGAGCAUUUGAACUACUGGCUAGGUAAUGUCAUAUAAUGUUGAUUUAUUGAAUCUAAAUUUUCAAAGAGUUCAUGAUAUUUCUUUAAAUAUAGAAACUCUUACUGGCUAUAAUGAUUUAGUUAUAGAGAAUUUGGUCUGUGUUGGAAUUAGUAGAUAAUUAUAAAUAAUUAUAAUUUCAAUAAGAUGAGUGGUAUUAAUUACUGUUGUCUGGUUCUCUGUAAAAUGAGUGAUGCUUCAGCUGGUAGAGUAUGAACCUCUGAUUUCAUUUGCUUGUAUAAUAUUAUGUUACCAGUGCAGCUUGUUUGAAAUAAAAUGAUAAGGAAAAUUUUGCAGUGAUUUAUUAUAUUAACAUACAAUUAAAAUGAGAAAAAGUUGUUUUCAGUUUGUGUUUUAUAAACUUAACCAUUGUUGAGUUGAUGUAGAAAUAGUACGUUGUCUUUUAUUUUAUUCUUUAAAAGCACUUCUUUUAAAAAAUAAUAUUCCAUUUAGAGAAAGGGUGAAGAGAUAGUUAAUUCUUGAAGUUUACUCCAAGAAUACGGGCAGAGGAAGAUAGGCUUGAUAGUUUCACAACCUGGUAUCUUAAUGCAAGUUAGAGUUCCAUUCCGGAAUUCCUCAAACCAAGAAAUUCAUAUUACAAAAAUAAAUAUUUUGACUUCUAUUUCAAAUUGUAGUCAUCUGGUAACUCAGAACAAAGUCGAUCACCCCACCAAGGAGGCUCCAGUUCGAAUCCCAGACCAUCUCGUGUGAAAUUUGUUCCAAUAAAACCAGUUUGUGAGCUUCACAAGGGCUAGACCAACUGAAGUGUCCUAAACCCUACCCCAAUCCUAAUUCCUUCUCAAUUUCUGGGCGCUGAGUUGU